Pygocentrus nattereri (red-bellied piranha) is the source of this 3982-nucleotide messenger RNA. It is a transcript of the gene tax1bp1b, whose product is annotated as Tax1 (human T-cell leukemia virus type I) binding protein 1b. The transcript is spliced from 18 exons. The record is from RefSeq and is a predicted model, not a curated record. Lineage: Eukaryota; Metazoa; Chordata; Actinopteri; Characiformes; Serrasalmidae. The coding region runs from base 175 to 2658 and encodes 827 amino acids.
AAAUUCCCAUGUUUUCAAUUCAAAACAUUGAAGGUCAGCGUUUCCAGUGCGUGUGCGGAAAUGACGCCUCUUCUUCGCUCACUGUUGACUGUGCGGAGUAAAGUGCGUCAACAGCAAAGUGGAGGAUUUCUGACUGCUGAACGUACAGCAUGAGGCCCAGCUGCUGACUGACAGAUGGCCUUAUUCCAGGAAGGGACAUUAGUAAGCAGCGCCAUGGAAACAUCUAACUUUGCCCACGUCAUCUUCCAGAAUGUGGGGAAGAGCUAUCUGCCCCAUGCUGCUCUGGAGUGCCACUACACGCUCACGCAGUUCAUUAAACCCCAUCCCAAGGACUGGGUUGGUAUAUUCAAGGUUGGCUGGAGCACAGCUCGUGACUACUACACCUUCUUGUGGUCUCCUCUACCAGACAGCUAUUCAGAGGGCACUGCAGUCAACAGAUCAGUGGUCUUUCAAGGCUACUAUGUUCCCAACGAUGAUGGAGAGUUCUACCAGUUCUGUUAUGUAACUCAUAAAGGAGAGAUCCGUGGGGCCAGUACCCCAUUUCAGUUCCGUGCUAAAAGCCCCACUGAAGAAGAGCUGCUGACUGUGGAGGAUGAGGGUGGAUCAGACAUCCUGGUCGUCACCACCAAGGCUAGCUACCUGGAGCAAAAGAUGGAGGAGGUACGUCUUGAGAAGGAGGAACUCCUGAAGAGCAUGGAGCUCUUGCAGAAGGAGAGAGAUGAUCUGCUGAAGGAAAAGGACAGACUGCAGAAGGAGUAUGAGCAGGAACGAGAGAGUGGUGCCCAGCUUAGGAGAGAAGUGCAGGAAUUGCAGCUCUCCUCUCAGAGCCUGCAGGAGGAAAGAGAAGAGGUGAAGAAGAGGAUGGAAGAAAACACAGCACGGCUGCUGCAGCUGGAAGAGGACUUGAUUGGGGUCACUCAGAAAGGAUUGCAAAAAGAGACUGAGCUGGACUGCCUCAAAGAUCGGGUGAAGAAGCUCACUCUAGAGAAGGAGGCACUGGAGUCUCAGCUGAAGAAUGAGAAGGAUGAGAAAGAGCUUUACAAGAUUCACCUGAAGAACCGGGAGCUGGAGAACACUAAGUUGAGUGCAGAGCUGCAAAUGUUGAGAUCAGUGGACGUGAAUAAAGAGAACACCAUUGCCCAGCUAAAAGAGGAGCUGGCUCGGGCCAAAGCUUGCCUGGCAGAGAAAGAAAAGCAGCACCGCCAGCUUUUGGCCAACAGCUCCCCAUCGGGAGAAAGCAAGACCUUGCGAGAGCAACUGAGGCAAAAAGAAGAGCAGUUGCAGGCCACUCAGCAGCAAGUUGCCAUGCUAUCUGCAGAGUUGCGGGAUUCAUCCAGUGCGCGGGACCGGGGCAUGGCCGAGCUGUAUCGGGCCCGGCUUGAGGCUGACUCUCUUAGGCAGGGCCAGGCUGAAGCGCGAGCUGAGUGUAACCAUCUGGAAAAACAGCUGGAGGAGAUGAGGAACUCUGCCAAGCAAGAAGCUCAGUGUAAGGAAUCUGAGGUUUUGGCUGUGGCUGAGCUGCAGAGGGAAGUAGAAGAUCUGAAGCUCAGACUGCAGAUGGCUGCAGAACAUUAUAAAGAAAAAUACAAGGACUGUCAGAAACUGCAGAAACAGGUGGUCAAGCUCUCUGAGCAGCAAGGGAUAAAAAGAAGUCCUGGUUCAGAUGGAGCAGCUGGUCCUCUGUCUGCAAGCCCUGAGGCAUCUGUGCCAGGAAGCCCAGGUUCAUCAGACAGUGUUUUGGAUGCCAUCAUCCAUGGCAAGCUGAAGGGGGUUAAUAAGGAGAUGUCUGACAAGAGUGACAAGUACAGGAAGUGCAAACAGAUGUUGAGUGAGGAGAAGGAGCGCAACAGCAUGUUGAUGGAUGAGCUGGCCAAACUGGAGCUGAAGUGGAAGGAGCAGGUGAAGAUAAACGAGGGCUUGAAACUGCAGCUGGCUGCCGAGGAGGAUCGUUACAAGAGCCAGUUAGCAGCCAAGGGCCGGGAGCUGAAGGAGCUAAAGGACAGUCUUGCCGCUUUAUCCAAAGAGAAGGAGAAAUUGGAAGGGGAGAUGCAGAGAAGUGCUAGCCGUGAGGAAGAAGAGGAUGAUGGUGGUAGUUUGGAUGUGCAACCAGUUUUUCUGCAGUACCCCUUGCCAUAUCAGCAAGAUGCCCCCUCUCCUCUCCUGGUGGCCCAGCGUCCUACUGAUCUGAUGUUUGGGAAUCCUUACUCAUCUGAAACCAGGGACAGUGCAGAUGGGGAGUUCUCUGAUGAGCAGGCACCGAGAUUGCCCCCUGCAGGGCCUCCGUCCUGGGAUAGUAAUGUGGUCUGCAGCCAGCCCGCACGCAACCUUAGCCGACCUGAUGGUCUGGAAGAGCCCGAGGAACAGCCAAGCACACAAGCUAAUGACCAGUCUACAGUCAGCGACCCACCCACUAACUUCCUCAAUGACGGACAAAUGCCCUUCUGCUUUGACUCCAGUCAGGAGCUGCAGAAGCGCUGUCCGCUGUGCGAGGUGAUCUUCCCGCCACAUUAUGACCAGUCAAAGUUUGAAGAGCAUGUGGAGAGUCACUGGAAGGUGUGCCCCAUGUGCAGUGAGCAGUUCCCCCUCGACUGUGAUCAGCAACUUUUUGAGAAGCACGUGCUCACCCAUUUUGACGGCAACGUGCUCAACUUUGACUAGAUCCAGCAAGAGAGGAAGAAAUACUCACCUCUGUUCCAUUUAAUCUAAUUUUCUUGCCUCUCACCUCAUAACCGCUGCCGUUAACUCUUAGCCACAUGUGAGCAUCUAUCUGUAGGCAAUCAGUUAAAUAGCUCUUCACUAUCUCUGCGCUAAGGACAUUUAAAGCUCACAUUACCCAUAAGCAAUGACAAGAGCAGAUGAUAGUCAUUAAAAUGACAUUACAUGAGGUUAGAGUCAAAGCAGAGUGACUGAUUGCUUUUGGGAUUACUAUUUAUUUGUUCUAAGUUUGCUUCUCUGAAGAGCUUUGCACAGACUCACUGUCACUUCACCAAGCUGGUCACAGCCAGCAAGGUGUAAUAGUUUUAUGAACAUUUUAACGCAACGAAUCGCCAGGCUUUAUGGAAUAUGUCAGGUAUUGCCUAUUUUUCCUCUGUGCCGAACUAGCACAGUUCUGUACUGUCAGGGCAAAAUAUUAGUUUAUACGCAAUGAACUGAUGAGCUGAUCCUAUAUCAUAAAAUAAUCUAUUUUAGAAUAAGCUUUUAAGAUCAAUGAGUAAGUACAGUAAGGCUUUAACAGGCAAAUUAAUGGUUUGAUAAGUUUCUUUUUGUUUAUCUAAAUCAACACGCAGACAAACCAUUAUUAUGAUUUAGUUGCAUGCCUUUCCUCUGUUACUGUGCACUGAUUUUAAGACCUCUCCGUUUGGUUUUCUUGAUACAAAGUAAGCCUGGUCUUGGGACUAAAAAGAAUGUUUGAUGGAAAACCACAGCUUGAUGCAAGUGAUUUAGAUCCAGGGUUAAGUUCAGGAGGAUUUUAGGAUACAGUGAGGGCUGACCAAGCAACCUUUUUUAUAUAGUUGAGCUGUAGAAAUCUUAGGGGUGGGCAAUAUGGCAGAAACAUCACAAUACUCAACUUUUGUUGAAGUUGGAACAGACAAAAAGCACUAGUAGUGCAACAGCUAUCAAAAAGUUACUUAAUGUCUCAUACUGCACUGCACUAAAUCCAGUUAAACAGCACUAGGUUGCACUGUCUUUGUAACAUCAUGCAGUUGGUCAAUAUUCUUUGGGUACUGAAGACAUCUACACUAUACUUAAAAGAGCAGAUACAAUAACAAUAGUCAUAUUGCCUACCCUUAUUUAAUCUCACCCAAGAGUUCACAUUCACUGGUGUAAUGGUGCCAGACUUAAUCUGUAUCAGUUAUCCCAACUCCUCAUUUUUCAUGAUUUAUGUUCACGAUGUAUGGUCCUCUUGAUAUUUUUUUCUUGGUAUGUAUGUGUGUGUCUUCUAUAUCUGAUCUACCAAUAAAGAUUUUGUUUGGAAAAAUAA